AUGGGAGCAAUAAAUCUUGAAAAAAUUAAUGUGCUAGAUGCUAUCAAUUUUAUUAAUGCUGCUUGGAAUAUUGAUGUGAAGACAACAACUAUUGCAAAUUGUUUCAAACAUUGCAAACUUCGAUCCGAGGAAGGUAUGCCUCUAGAACAAGAAAUUGGUGACGUUGAAAGGAUUCAUGCACUUGAAGAAGUUAUUUCUAAUCUGCACUAUAGAAAUGCCAUAAACAUUGAGCAGAUUUUGAAUUAUCCUAGUGAAAAUAAAGCUUUAAUGGAAUCGCCAACAAAUAAAAAAAUUAUUGAAAGAGUAAUGGGUGUGCCAGCUAAUGACAAUCAAGAUCUAGAUGAUAGUAAUGUUUUACUACAUGUUUCUCCAAAAGAGGCUUUUCUUGCGGUGAAGACUUUGAAAAAUUACUUGUUUCAACAUGAGAAAAAUAUACCAUUAUGGUCUAUGCUUUGCAAAAGGUUAAAGAUGAAAUUGAAUUUAGUUCACCUGCAAAGAAGAAACAAUUGA
Molecule: messenger RNA, 510 nt
Organism: Ricinus communis (castor bean)
Lineage: Eukaryota; Viridiplantae; Streptophyta; Magnoliopsida; Malpighiales; Euphorbiaceae
Product: CENP-B homolog protein 2-like
Exons: 1
Coding region: 1-510 (169 amino acids)
Source: RefSeq, a predicted model, not a curated record